AAAAUAUAAUACUAGUUGUGCGUAUAAUUCAUGUACGUUACAUGGGGCUAUAGAGAGUGAUUAUGAAAAGCAUCAGUACCCAUGAAAUCACCAAUACAGUAAGGUAUAUAGUGGUAAACGCGCACUGCAGUGAGACUAUUCGUCCAUAUGCUAUUAUUCUACAACUCCAGAGAAUCAAUACUCUGAUUCAUUCUCGUUCUUGUACACUGGAUUGAUCAAGGCUUCACUGGAUACGGUUUACGACACAUGGAGAACAUUAAUUAGGACGCAGAAAUGUUGCUCGAAACCUGACAAGAAACAUGGCGGCUGAUGACGUAAUCGGUGUUGAGUCGCGUGACACAAAGAGCAGCGAUGAAGAAAACGAAGACUACUUUCCGAUAGCUCCCGACGGUGGAUGGGGCUGGAUGGUCGUGUUGGCUGUAUUUGGCGGGAAUCUUCUGAUCGAUGGAUGUGCAGGAAGCUUCGGCAUUCUCUACCCGGAACUUAGGGAUGGCUUCCAGUCAAGUCCAUCGCUUACGUCGUUGGCCGGCUCACUGAUUGUGGCUGUGUUCCUGUUCUCCAGUCCUCUUGUUGGGAGCCUGGUACACCGGUUUGGCUGCCGAGCUGUCUGCUUCAGCGGAGGGCUCGUUACUGCGGCUGGGUUCAUUUUGGCAAUGCUCGCUAAAAACAUAUAUGUAUUCAUGUUUGGAUUUGGAAUCAUUGGAGGAAUCGGAUUGGGCCUGAACUCACUCAGUGGGCAUGUCAUGGUCAACAGCUACUUUAAUAAAAGGCGUGGUAUUGCAGGCGGGAUUGUUUCCUCAGGAGCGGGAUUUGGUGUCUUUAUUCUAGCCCCUUUGCUACAGUUUUUGGUAUACAGUUAUGCGUGGCGAGGAGCAGUUUUAAUAUUUAGUGGUGUUAUGCUACACUUUAGCGUCUUUGCUUCACUCAUGCGCCCGCUUGAAGACAACCGUCGUCCAAGUAGUCCAUGUUCUACUGCAACAGAGAGCGAUGAAGAAAUCGUUGAUUCCAAUACGUCAGACUGUGAUAAAACUCAUGCUCAGGUUUUGAUCAAGGGAAGCAAAGAGGAUAAAACAGAUCUACGCAAACAACUGUUUGCGAAUGGUCAUUCAUAUAUUGAAAACAAAUCGUUGCUGAAGCAUUCUGAUAAAAGGGUAAACGGUUACUUAUCCUCGUACGAUAUUCAUACUCCGGAAUUAUCACCGGAAGAAAUAAAGAAUCUCAAUUCUCUACCCGAUCUAUCAAAAAUCGAUUCCAAACGUGCUAUUUCUCAACAAAAUCACAGGAACGCUGAUCGGAGAAGACGGUUUAUCAACCAUCAUCAUCACGACCACCAUCAUCAUGGCGUCCACCAUUUGAAUCCAUUUUUACGGAAGGAUGUCUUCUUCACAAGCAGUCUUCAUCAUCUGAAAGAAUAUCAAAAAGCUGACAGUAUUAGUUCGUUUGUGAAUUCUAUGAUCAUUCACGAUCAAAAGUCCAUAGACGAUCAUUCCGGGAAUAAAAACGGGAACACGAUCAUCUUGCAAAACAGUAUGCCAGAGCAGGCUAAUCCUUUUGAUCUGUCUAUUUUUAGAAACUCAGUGUAUAUUCCGAUGCUUUUGGGCGCGGUGUUCAUACAAAUGGGACAGUUCAUACCGAGUACUUUCAUCCCAGAAUAUGCAAGGGAAAGUGUCGGCUUGAAUAAGGAUCAGAUAUCGAUAAUCAUUUCAGUGUUCGGUGCUGUCAACAUUUUUGGCCGACUUAGUGCUGGUAUAUUAGUGAACAUGCGUUGUUUGUCAGCCUUGUGGAUCUGCAACGUGGCCAUGUUUUUAUGUGCUGUGUGCUGCGCGUUGUUCCCCUUCUGUACAUCAUUUGCAACACUUUGUGCCUUCUCAGUUUGUUUUGGAUUCUUUAUCGGGUACUUCCCACCGCUACAAAUCCUCAUAAUGGUCGAAUACCUCGGAUUGGACAAACUGACCCCUUCUGUAGGUUUUCUACAGAUGGCGAAGGGACCCGCAGCCCUUGUUGGUCCGCCGAUGGCAGGUCUGGUUUAUGAAUGGACCCAAAACUACGCCAUGUCGAUGGAGUUUGCGGCUCUUCUUUUCCUCCUUGCCGCCUUAGUUCAAUCACUGGUGCCAUUAAUUGACAGGUGUUCAGCUAAGAGACAGGACAGUGGAAGUAUGUUUUCACAGGUUGACUGUGAACUGGAAUGUGAACGAACAUACACUCAUCAAUGACUCGGUGAAAUUGUAACGCUACAUUUAUCUUAUAUCUUAUAUAUAUAUAUAUAUAUAUAUAUAUAUAUAUAUAUAUAUAUAUAUAUGCAAAUUGACAUUUAUUUAUUUGUCAUGCUUGAUCGUUACACUGUUUUGUGAACGAAGAGGAACAGCUAUAUCGCAAUCAAAUUCUGUGUUGAAUGUUUUAAUCAUGCAAAUCAAAAUCUGCAUUUGCUUUAUUUGAACUGAUCACCUGACUAUAUAAAUGGACUUUGGAAUAGAUUUACAUCAACACAAAAACAACUUCAACAUGUCCAAAGUAUAGUGUAUAAAAGGAAGAACAGUUCAAGUGCCACGUUUGCUUCCAUACGCCAGUGAAUCACACGGUGUGCGCUCAUGAAUCACGCGGUGUGCGCUCAAGUUGCGAGAUGGUGGUUAUCAUGUAAAUGCAUGAAUAUGACUGUUCACGAAAGUUUUUCGUCUGCUUACGGGGCCCUAUGUUUAAAGUUCAAAAAACUACUCUCGAGACUUCUACUUGCUAACGAUACGCAUGUGUAGUAAGACCCAUAACUCGGGCUUUAGAAAGUGUUGAUUCGCUCCCCUUGAUCGUUUGCUAGGCUCCCCUAGUUUAUUGAUGUGUGAUGAAUCUCAUUAUUUUGCUUUCAUUAUGUGUUCUGUUAGGCCUUGUUUUUGCUAAGUCAUUAUAUCGUCAUGUCCGUUAGAAGAACGACAUUGUACUUACAAAUGUUUCUGUGUGAUGCUUUUUUAAGCUUGUUUAACUCAUAUGGUACACGCGAAGGCUGUUCUAUAGGAAUAUUAGAUACAAUUAUUAAUAAAAUGAGGAAAAAACGCAAAGCUCAUCUUUGUCUCCCUGUCUGCCCUACAGAACCUCUAGGAGUCGAUAUUUGCACAUUUUACAACAUGCACACUUUUUCCUUUGCCUUAAGGUUACACACCACCAUUGUUAUUCCCUAUAUAAUUCAAUGUAAAAUUAUAAUUUUUAACAACAUUUAAAGGCAUUUCGAGCGAAUGCAGGCUAUGAUAACCACAUAUAUUCUUAAAGUACAAGCUUUAAUUUACCUUUUAAGCCAAUAAAAGGGGGGGGGGGGGGUCAAGUUAUUCCUAAGAAAAGUCACUCAACUUGAAAAACAAACUCUAAAAAUUGCACCUUCCGCCAUGACAGUUCUUCCAAAAUGACCUUUCAACUAUAGGGCAGCUGUUUAUGCUUUAAUCUCUACCCUAAAUGAUAAAUCAAGCAAGAAUAGAUACUUAAGG
Molecule: messenger RNA, 3467 nt
Organism: Mya arenaria
Lineage: Eukaryota; Metazoa; Mollusca; Bivalvia; Myida; Myidae
Product: monocarboxylate transporter 14-like
Exons: 7
Coding region: 300-2213 (637 amino acids)
Biological process (GO): monocarboxylic acid transport; transmembrane transport
Molecular function (GO): monocarboxylic acid transmembrane transporter activity
Source: RefSeq, a predicted model, not a curated record